UAGCCAUAACUCCUCAUUUUUUCCCCUUCAGAUCCCUUUUCUUCUUCUUGUAACCAAAAAAAGAAAAUGAGAGAUUUUGCUUCUUGUUUCAAUGAAUAUGCUGUUCAAGUUUCUGAUAAUACUUCUUGUUCUAGUUACUCAAACUCUGCUUGUAUCCCUCCUUCUAUAAUUCCUUCAGUACAAAACACUGUGAAUUGUUUGUACAAAGUCAAUUUAUCCAAUAAAAAACAUGUCUUGAUCACAAUUUCAUGGUGCAAAACAAAUGUAACACAAGGCUUGAGUGUACACUUUGGUGAUGAUCAUCCAAAUGUAUUCAAACUCAACACGAAUACGCGUCUUUUUAGGAAGAAGAAGGGGAGUAAAUCAAUGGAUUUGGAUCAUUUUAAGGUUGAAAUCAUUUGGGAUUUGUGUGGAGCUAGGUACUUAAGUAGUGGUCCUGAACCAAUUGAUGGAUAUUAUGUACUGAUCAUAGUUGAUUCACAACUUGGAGUUAUUCUUGGUGAUAUGGCUGAAGAAGCAUCAUUAAGGAAGUUGAAAAAUGGAAUUCCAAUGGCUAAAUUUUCAUUGGUAUCAAGACAAGAACAUUUUUCUGGUAAUACAAUUUAUUCAACUAAGGCUCAAUUUUGUGAUAAUGGUAACCUACAUGAUGUUUUGAUUCGUUGCAACGGCGAAAAUGAUGGAUUAAAACAUCCUGUUUUGUCUGUUUAUAUUGAUAAGAAGAUGGUGAUUAGAGUGAAAAGAUUGCAAUGGAACUUCAGGGGAAAUCAGAGUAUUUUUUUGGACGGAUUGCUUAUUGAUCUAAUGUGGAAUGUUCAUGAUUGGUUCUUUAAUCCAGCUUCUGGUAUUGCAUUAUUUAUGUUUAGGACAAGAAGUGGAAUGGAUAGUAGAUUGUGGCUAGAUGAGAAAGACAAAUUCCUCAUCAAAGAUCAAGAAAAAAUUGAAUUCUCAUUGUUGAUCUAUGCUUCUAAGACCACAUAAUAAUGAAAAGGUUCUUGUUUGUUUUUUUUCUUUAGUUACAUCUUGAAAAAAAAUGUUUGAUCUUUGAUAGAUUUGAAAUUGUAUAUUGAACUUUUCUGUCUCUUGACAUUUUAUUGUACUAAUAGAUUGCUUGUGUUUUUCUUUUUGCGUUA
Solanum lycopersicum (tomato) is the source of this 1130-nucleotide messenger RNA. RefSeq lists its product as uncharacterized. The record is from RefSeq and is a predicted model, not a curated record. Lineage: Eukaryota; Viridiplantae; Streptophyta; Magnoliopsida; Solanales; Solanaceae.